Messenger RNA from Uncinocarpus reesii 1704, 2205 nucleotides. RefSeq lists its product as uncharacterized. Gene Ontology annotation, molecular function: ATP binding; protein binding; protein serine/threonine kinase activity. The transcript has 7 exons. Gene Ontology annotation, biological process: meiotic recombination checkpoint signaling; protein phosphorylation. Gene Ontology annotation, cellular component: cytoplasm; nucleus. NCBI's taxonomy places the organism in Eukaryota, Fungi, Ascomycota, Eurotiomycetes, Onygenales, Onygenaceae. Bases 1 to 2205 code for a protein of 734 amino acids. The record is from RefSeq and is a predicted model, not a curated record.
AUGGCUCCCCUUGCGGCAGAUGUUUGCUCGUCCUUGAGCCCGAGCCAGAGGCAUGUCGCAACACUAUACGAACGGAAUCGCCAUGGGGAACCCGCCAGGACAAUCGACAUCUUUGCCGGAACAACGCUGGUUGUUGGCCGUAGCCCCAAGUCAUGCCAGGUGGUUGUCAGCGACCCGCGAGUAUCACAGAAGCACCUCCGCAUAUAUGCUAUCAUUUUUGACCCUGAUAACCCCGAUGAGGUCGCACCGCUCGUUUACGCUCAGGAUAUUUCGUCCAACGGGACACUCUGGAAUGGUUACAGGAUAAGGAGAGCUGGCGGUGUGCUGUUGAGUGACGGUGAUACCCUUGAACUGUGCGACGGUAUCACUUUCACUUUCAAAGCGCUCAGAAACGAUCAAAGUGUAUUUUCUGGGAUUCAACUAGAGGAAAUGAAGGGGUUCCAACAUGAGUUCCUGAUUACACAGCGCAUGCUCGGAUCAGGGGCCUACGGGCAAGUCUAUAUGGCCGUAGAUCAGCGAAACAGGACACAAUUGGCUUGCAAGGUUAUCGACUUAAGCGCGAUCAAAUCCCAACUUCGAGCAUCGCAUUGCUGCGAAACCAACAAUACUCCGCGCCCAGCCACGAAUAUCGAUCCUUACAAGCAAAUAUCUGAAGUAAAGAAGUGGGUGGAACGACGACAGCUCACGAAGAAAUUAGAGCUGAAACUCAAAGCGUAUGAUCGGGAAGUGGAAAUAUUACAAAAACUUCGACAUCCCAAUAUCGUCGGUGUUGAGCGGGUCUUUAAAACUGAAAAUACAAUAUAUAUAUUUCAGGAUUUAAUCCCUUCUGGAGAUCUUUUCUCAUUUCUUGAAUUCAAGAGAUGGAGACUCCUUGAUGCCGAAGUAGCGGUGAUAGUGCGACAAAUCCUGAUAGCCCUUGACUACCUCCAUGAUCGGAAUAUCGUGCAUCGGGACUUGAAGCCAGACAACGUCUUGAUGACAUCGUUGGUCAGUAGUUGCCGUGUAGUCCUAACAGAUUUCGGCUGCGCACGGCAUGUGCCCCGAGAGACAAGCCGCAUGGCCUCCGUAAUGGGAACAUUUGAAUACACGGCUCCCGAAAUAGAUCAUGCAAUGGCCAAAGAGGGCUACACAAAAUCAGUUGAUCUAUGGUCUCUUGGGUGUGUAACGGUUGUGCUACUCACGGGAGGCUCGCCGUUCCAGGAUCCCGAAACCCAGCAAUAUUCGCGAAAAUUAGCCAAGGAAUGCAAUCUCGAACUACUCGACAACAUCAAAGAAUGGUCCCAUGUUGGACCCCGAGCGAAAGGUUUCGUGCAUGGGCUCCUUAUCCUGGAUGAAAAACGUAGAAUGACAGCAAAGGCUGCUCUUAUGCAUGCAUGGUUCACCAAUUCCACUCACAAGGAAAUAUUUGACCGAAUCUACCAAAAGGCGAUUUCCGAUUGGAAACCACGGCCUAAUAGCGAGGGUGACAUCCGCAGUUCUCGUUACUCCGACAGCGAAUUUUCAAGUGGAUUGAUUCUCGCCGAGGAAGCACAGUCAUACAAUAUUCUCGGCCCGCGAGUAGGAUCAACUUUAGGACAAACGUCUAUUCAGCCCUUCGUUGAAAUAAUUGCAUCUCAAGAGGAUCUGCCGACACCGCAGGGUCGAAGCCCUUCAAUCACACUGUCGGACCCUGGUUUCAAAGGCCUGAGUUCAUCUCCGCCGCGCACUCCUAUACUUGUCAGCGGGUCAUCGUCUGAUGAAAGACACCAAGUACAAUUACUAGGUACGGAAAGGCUGAUGGAAUGGAUAUCAGUUCCCGGGUCCAAUACCGAACUUGAUAUUGAUGACAUACCCAACCUAGGGGCUAAAUGCUCCACCCAGGACGUUGAUAAAUGGAUUAAGGAUACCCAUGAUAAAACAAAGCCGCCAGUGCGCCUUCCUUUUAGUCCCGCGGCGUGGAACUUGGGAAGGGAUGGCCCCAAAAUAUCUCAAUCAAAGGGGCAACUAUGUAAAAUGGGCGCCUCUGAGUUGAAAGAGGCGCCAGACAAGCAUUUGCAGACAAGGUUAGAAUCAGUUUACAAAGUCGAGGAGAUCUUACGGGGCACCCGCCUGCAAAGGCCGGCAAAAACAAACAAAGCCCUGGGUGAAACCAAGAAGAGACAUGGCGGGGACGUUUUUGAGCUGAGCACGGAAUCUUUGGCUGCGAAACAUCCAAGAAUCCGGUGA